UAGAUAUAAUCUAGUAUUACCUGAGGUGACGACGUGAUCGUGAGGCUAUAUUUUAUGAAUAGGGAUUGAAAAUAUAUUUGUUAAACAAAUUCAUUUAAUUCCUUAGAUAAAGAAUUCUGUUUCUUUCUAGAAAAAAUUAUAUUUAUAAUACAUAUUAUUAUAUCAGAUAUAUUUGUUUAUACGAGGAUUUAAAAAAUGCAACGAGAAGAAAAACAAUUGGAUGCUGCUCUAGAGGCUAUUAUUAUGAGAGUCAAUGACUUGAAAACAUCUAUUGCAUCAAUGAUAUUUAAAUUAGAACACGAGUACGAAACUUUAAAUUGGCCAAAUUUUCUUGAUAAUUUUGCUCUUAUUUCUGGUCAUUUGACCAGUUUAUCUAAAAUACUUAGUCAUGACAAAGCUCCAAGUUUAAGAAAUCUUACUGUUUUACCAUUGCGCUUAAAUCCUGAGAAAGAUGAAGAAUUACUUCGAUUAACUGAAGGCAGAAUUCCAACAUUUGCUCAUGAUUCAGUACCUGAUUAUCUAAGAACUAAAUUAGAACCUCAAGUGGAACAAAAAAUGAUGCAGCUAGAAGCCAAAGCAGCAAAUUUAAAUCAUGAAGCUUCUCAUGAAUAUAAUAAACAAGUAGCACAAUAUACUAAAGUGAUUAGUCAUGUUUGGGAUAUAGCAAAUAAGGCACGGGAAGAAUGGGAAAGUGAAGCUGGUUCUAGAGCAACACAAGCACAAACCAGUAGUGCAGCAGAUACUCAUGCACUUGUUGCUGCUGUUGGAAUGGGAAAAGGAUUAAAAUCUGACUCAGUUCCAAUGGUCCAGUCAAAUGUUAAUCCUGUACCAAGUGGUAUGAUGGUAGGCAGACCUGCAAAUCAACAACAGUCUGGAGGACAAGGACCUCUUGGAAAUACACAAAUGGGACAAAUGAACAAAGCUCCUAGUGCAAUCAAAACAAAUAUUAAAGCUGCAUCACAAAUUCAUCCAUAUGGAAGAUAGGAGAUAUUAAUAUUUUUAUUAAAUGUGACAACAUUAUAACUGAGAAAGGUAUACAUAUACGUGUGUAUGAUAUUUAUAGGUCUUAUUUUAUCACUGCAAUUCUAUUUAAUUAUACUUUUUUUUAAUUUUUGUGCUAUAAUAGCAUUAGAUCGUGGGGAUAAUAUUUUAUUCAUAACAGGAAAAAUAGUUGCCUCUAAACCUUGUUCUUGUAACCAGCACAACCGAUCUUGUAAGACUAUUGAUUCUGCUGGUGCUUGUAAAAUUAAUUGUAGACCAGUAUAAAUCUCUACUUCUUUUGA
Messenger RNA from Vespula vulgaris, 1283 nucleotides. It is a transcript of the gene MED8, whose product is annotated as mediator of RNA polymerase II transcription subunit 8. Bases 196 to 984 code for a protein of 262 amino acids. NCBI's taxonomy places the organism in Eukaryota, Metazoa, Arthropoda, Insecta, Hymenoptera, Vespidae. Gene Ontology annotation, cellular component: core mediator complex; mediator complex. Gene Ontology annotation, molecular function: RNA polymerase II cis-regulatory region sequence-specific DNA binding; transcription coregulator activity. The record is from RefSeq and is a predicted model, not a curated record. The transcript is spliced from 7 exons. Gene Ontology annotation, biological process: regulation of transcription by RNA polymerase II.